CUCUCGGUGACAGGCCAUAGUGACUGACAGCUGAUUUAGACAGGUACUAGACAAGAGCCCUUUUCAAAGCUAUUGAACAAAAUCUGCUUUCACAUAUACUUUCCAACUACCUCUUGUUCCUUGUGGUCCUCAAUCUCUUCCUAACUCAUCUUCUGACAGAAAGCCAAGAGGUUGAAAUGAAACAGACAGUACACCUGACAUCGAAUUUCCGUCAUUCUUCAUGACUGAGCAAGAGCCUGUGUCCAGUGAGGACCUAGUAGUGGUGUCAGUACCACAGCAUCAGGAGCCCCACAAUGUCCGGGAUUCCUUGCGCAGACUGUUCAGCCAUGACAGGUUUCAGAUUUUUGUGGUAUGCCUGGUGAUUCUGGAUGUUGUGUUUGUCCUGUGUGAGCUGCUCCUGGACCUGUCAAUUAUCAAAGCAGAUGACAGACAUAUUGCUCCCCAGGUGUUCCACUACCUCAGCCUGUCUCUGCUGACCUUCUUCAUGGUGGAACUGGCAGCCAAACUUUUUGCCUACCGGCUAGAGUUUUUCAAACACAAAUUUGAAGUGUUUGAUGGGGUGGUGGUCAUCGUGUCCUUUGUGCUGGACAUCGUGUAUGCCUCCCAUGAAGAUGCCUUCAAUGCAACAGGUCUCCUCAUCCUACUCAGGCUGUGGAGGGUGGCCAGGAUCAUCAACGGGUUACUGGUUUCUGUGAAGAAUCGCGCUGACCAUAAAGUCCACAAGCUGAAGGAGACUAACAAACGCCUCAUCAUUCAGAUCAAUGAGCAGCAGGAACACCGCUCUAGAGUAGAACAAGAAAACAUCAGACUGCAAACCCUUCUACAACAGCAUGACAUCAACUUCUGAUUAUCGUGGGAUAGGGUAAUGGGGGAUUUUCAUCAUCUCACCAUCUCUGUCUCAGCACCAUAAUAUUCAAAUUUUAAACACAUUACCAUAAUUAUCACCAAGCCUGCUUUCCAACAUAAAUUGUGUCCUAUAAUAAACCAUGGAAUAAAGACUCAAAACAAAAAGUGGUUCUCAUGGUCUUCAGUUCCAGUAAUAGAUUUAUAUAUAUUUUAGCAUUCAAAUCAAUAGAGAUCCCACCUUUGCUUCCAACUAAGCCUCUUGUUUUUGGUGUCAUGAUCAAAUCCCACCCAUACCAGUGCCAGCUGUGGACAGUGUAACCCAGGGAGGAAGGCAUUCAGUAUACAGUGUUGUCCACUCUAUCACUCAAAAACAACACCUCUGUUUAAUUGUGUGUCUGCAAUUUCCAUACACUAGCUAA
Molecule: messenger RNA, 1265 nt
Organism: Anguilla rostrata (American eel)
Lineage: Eukaryota; Metazoa; Chordata; Actinopteri; Anguilliformes; Anguillidae
Product: voltage-gated hydrogen channel 1-like
Exons: 6
Coding region: 221-847 (208 amino acids)
Biological process (GO): proton transmembrane transport
Cellular component (GO): plasma membrane
Molecular function (GO): voltage-gated proton channel activity
Source: RefSeq, a predicted model, not a curated record